UAAUUCAUCAACAAGUCAGAGUCACAGUUUCGGUCGAAGUUGAUGGUGCAAUACGAAUAAAUCACUGUCAAUUUUUUUAAAUAAAAGUACUUGAUUUUUUUACUCAAAAUUUUACCGUGAAAUAAAUUAAUAUUAUAAUACGACGCAAAAUGAAAUUAUAUCAAAUCGUUACUUUAUUAACCUUCGUAUUUGGAGUAUUAGCUUUGGAUAAAGAAUGGUGGAAACACGCGACCAUUUACCAAAUUCUGCUAAGAUCAUUUCAAGACAGCAAUGGAGAUGGAAUCGGAGACAUCAAAGGAUUAAUUUCCAGAUUAGAUUACUUGAAGGAUAUUGGAAUAGAUACGGUUUACAUAAUGCCAUUUUAUCCAUCUUCCGGGAUCGAUGGAGGUUACGAUAUCGUCGAUUAUAAAGGAAUAGAUCCAGCCUAUGGAACGAUGGAAGAUUUCGAGGAGUUGAUGAGGGAAAUGAAGUCUCGAGGUUUAUACUGUUUGAUGGAUUUGGUGAUCAAUCACAGCAGCGAUGAGCACGAGUGGUUCCAAAAAUCAGUCAAUAAAACUGGUCCUUAUACGGAUUACUAUGUUUGGGUCGAUGCGAAAGGAUACGAUAGCGAAAGUAAACCCAUUCCGCCGAAUAAUUGGUUCAGUGUAUUCUCCAUGAGACAAGAUGGUACUGCCUGGACAUGGAACGACCAAAGGAAACAAUUCUAUCUGCAUCAGAUGAACGUAAAACAACCAGAUCUAAAUUUAAGAAACGAAGCUGUCAAAGCUGAAAUAAAGGAUAUACUGAAAUUCUGGUUGGAAAAAGGAGUAUCUGGGUUUAGAGUCGAUGCACCGAUGUUCUUAAUGGAAGAUGAGCUACUUCGAGACAAUCUACCACUAAGUCCAGAAGCGAAUGUUUUCACCAUGUUUGCAGAAUGCGAGCAUACCUUUAAUCAUCCGGAUACCUUCAGAUAUGUGAAUGAAUUGAACAGGUUCCUAAAACAAUACGACCAAGAAAGUGGAAGAACAAUUCAAACGCCUCUAAUAGGAGAAACUUACGGACCAGUCAAAAAUGUAAUCAAAUAUUACGGAACGAAAAAAUUCCCAGUAUUCCAUUUGCCUUUUAAUUUCCUCCUAAGUGGUUUAUUAACAUUCCUGGAUGCUCGAGGUCUUAACCAAUACCUUCACACUUGGCUCAAUGCAUUGCCCAAAGGAAUGCCAUCAAACUGGGCAUUAGGCAAUCACGAUCAAGGCAGAGUAGCUUAUCAUUUGAAUGGAGAAUACAGCGCUAUCAUGCUGGCAUUGGGCACCCUGCAGCCAGGAACAUCUUCAUUGUACUAUGGAGAAGAAAUAAACAUGGGACAGAAUAAUUUGGUUCGAGAAAAGGACACAUACAAUAGAGUUUUUCAUCGCACCCCGAUGCAUUGGGAUGAUUCCAGAAACGCUGGUUUCACAACUGCAACCAAGCCUUGGCUACCAGUACACCCGAAUUACUGGCGAAUCAAUGUCCAAAGCGAAAAAAACACCCAAAAUAGCACGUUGAAUUAUUUCAAAGAUUUAAUGGCUCUUCGAAAAACCGAUACAAUAAUGUAUGGUGACCUGAAAUUCUACAUUGUAUCAGAAUGGGUAUUAGCGUUUUCAAGAACUUACAAGGGGAAUAAUUACAUCGUUAUAAUGAAUUUGGGAACGGAAACACAGCCGAUGGAUUGGCCUGCUGACAUCAGCAAUCUUCCCACAACCCUGACUGUAGCUGCUGCCAGUCCUAAUUCUGGGUAUAAAAAAGGUUUUAAAAUGGAAUCGACGCAGUAUUUUCCACAGAUGUCGGUUUUAAGACCACAUUCCGUUCUUGUACUGAAAUCUGAUCCGAUUCUUUCAUGAAAACUGGCUCAUUCAUUACCUUCAAACAACGUGCCAAUGCUCAAUUUUAAUCCAGUCAACUUAUCAAAUAUCUCGUACUUACCAAUAAUGUUUAAUACAUUUAUAAUUUCAUAAAUGUUUCCUCAAUAAAAGAGUUAUAUUUUCAUUCAA
Planococcus citri (citrus mealybug) is the source of this 2006-nucleotide messenger RNA. RefSeq names its product maltase A2-like. The transcript has 8 exons. The coding region runs from base 150 to 1856 and encodes 568 amino acids. The record is from RefSeq and is a predicted model, not a curated record. Gene Ontology annotation, biological process: carbohydrate metabolic process. NCBI's taxonomy places the organism in Eukaryota, Metazoa, Arthropoda, Insecta, Hemiptera, Pseudococcidae.